Molecule: messenger RNA, 3051 nt
Organism: Oncorhynchus gorbuscha (pink salmon)
Lineage: Eukaryota; Metazoa; Chordata; Actinopteri; Salmoniformes; Salmonidae
Product: membrane-spanning 4-domains subfamily A member 4A-like
Exons: 8
Coding region: 1764-2657 (297 amino acids)
Cellular component (GO): membrane
Source: RefSeq, a predicted model, not a curated record
UUCAACUGUAUACUGUAGCUAACAAAGUAGUCGUAAGUGUAUGUUGUGUAGUAAGCUGUUAGUAGCCCAUGUGUCUCACCCAAAGAAUUUGAUGAAACCGGCUGCCUGGACAGCUAACAUUAGCUAGCUAACAUAGCAACCACUUAAAACAAAUGAAGCACAUGUUUCUUGACAAACAGGGAUACUCGCUAAUUAUAGUCUGUUAAAAGUAUAUUUUGGUUAGCAGUUGUCAAACAGAUAAAACGGUAUCCAUAAACCAAAAAAUAAUAAUAUUGUUAAUGUUAGAUAACUGGCUAUCUAGCUAGAACUUAGCUUACUGUUCUGACUAGGUGGUGCAUAUGUAACCUAACCUAACCUAUAGCUUGUUUUUGAGAUAUGUCACCUAUUGAAUAUUGUAAGAGCCUUCAUUGUCUGCUUAUAUGCCCCCGUUAUUUGUCCUACAUUUCUGACCUGGUGUACAGGGAGAAGAAUGAAAGAACGGUCCAUGUUCUGAAUUCUGUUGUACAUUUAAAAAGUGCUGAACAAAUAGUUACAGUAUAUCGACGACUCACUCAUUAAUGUCUUAAACGAUAUUAUGGCUUGCCUCUUAUCCGCUCAUCAUUCCCUUAUGCAAUAGUUUGUAUAUCUCAAUUGUUAUGUUGCUUAUACAGGUCUAUCUCAUUGAUAUCUUAUUCAUCGUUUUAGGCAAUGUUGGAAUAAUUUCAUUGUUUUACUUUGUUUUACUUUGUGUACUAUAAUGAGCUGAUGAUGUGCUUUUCUUGAUGAGGAGAAGAUACGAUAUAAUGUUUGCCAGUGACAGUCUCUUCCCAAUCAAAUAUUUGUUUUCAACACAAAGUUCUGUAAUAGCCCCAAGUAAUUCCAGUUGAUAUUGUGAGGGAUGUUUUGUUUGCGCAAUGCACUGUCUGUGCGUCAGUAUAUUGUCUACAAAAGUGGAUUCUCAUGAUUGUAUAUUCCUUCCUUUUUAGACCAGAUACAAUGCAUUUGGAAUGUAUUCACUUCACUUUUUACACAUUUUGUUACUUUACAUCCUUAUUCUAAAAUUGACGUAAUAUUUGUUUUGCUCACCCCAUAAUAACAGUAGUGUAAUGUUUAAAAAAAACAUUUUUGCUAAUUUAGUAUUAAACAGAUAAACCUUAUAUGCUUAAGUAUUCAGACCCUUUUCUAUGAGACUCGAAAUUGAGCUCGGGUGCAUCCUGUUUCCAUUGAUCAUCCUUGAGAUGUUUCUAAAACUUUUAAAACACAAAACUCUAAAAACCAUGGAAGAAAGAGGAGAGGAAGAGAGGGGAGAAGAGGAUGAGAGGGGAGAACAGGAAGUGAGAUGAGGAGAGGAAGAUGAGAGUGAGAGGGGAGAUGAGAGGAAGAGAGGGGUGCAGGAAUAGACAUGAAGACCUUAUGUUCACAUGAUAUCGCAGCAUUUAUAUAGACUCCACUUUACAAAGCUUUGUUCUGUUUAUCAUGCUUAUCUAAUGCCUUUUCACCAAUAAUUUAACAUUCACUAAUAUACAGUUUUUCUGGUUAUUUCACCUACUUCUGCUUUAAUUCAGGAUGUCUCCCCACAGAGGGGCAAAGUAUUUGGUUAAAUUAAUUACUUUAUUAUACAACACCUUGAAAAUGGUUGCCUCUACAGCACAUAACAAAAUAAAUGUAUGAGUUUCUUUUAUAGCCUGUGUUCAAUAGACAAAAACUUCAAGCCCAAGAUGGGAAGAUAAGACAAGAAGGAACUAAGGGUCGCUCAGCAAUGAGGAAGUUAUUCAAAUGAACAGAUGAUACAGCAACCACAGACACACAGAGCCUAUCACCUACCCAUAUUUAAUGGGAUGUCCAGCUCUCAAACAACCACCACUAACGGGGCGGUGGUCAUCAACCAUGUCUACCCCUAUGAGAACGGGAUGGGGGUUGCAGUGGUCGCAUCUGCUCCUCACUGUUUGGGACAGACGGUCUCCUCAGUGCUGGGAAGUUUCCGGGCAGGGCAUCCAAAAGCGCUGGGAACCAUACAGAUCAUGAUUGGUUUGAUAAUGCUGUUGACAGGAAUCGUGAUGAAUGCAGGACCACAAGUAGACAAUAUUGGAGUACUUAGUGGAAUAUUUGUCUGGGGAUCUAUCAUUUAUGUAGUUGCAGGCUCUCUAACUGUUGCUGCUGACAACAAACUGAACAAAUGUCUGGUAAAAGGCUCCCUUGGAAUGAAUGUUGUCGCCACGGUUACUGCUGUUACUGGCACCAUUCUGCAUUCUUUAGACAGUGGUGGGAUCAUCUUGUACCGCUACUACUGUGACUAUCCAGGCUAUCCUUCAUACAACACUCCAUCCUAUAUCAACUACCCUCGAUCCUAUGUCUGUCAACAGUAUUGGAUCAGGUCCCAGGGAAUAUCAGGUGUUUUGGCUGUUUUCUCCUUGCUGGAGUUCAUAGUGUCCAUCUGUGUCUCGUCAUUCGCCUGCAGAGCUGUCUGCCUGUGUUGCCGUUCCACCCCUGAGCAAGUGUUCAUCAUUGGGAAUCAAAUACCGGUACCUCAUGGCAGCGUGACUCCAAGCAACGCACCUUACCCUCCUCAGAUCAACUACGAGACUGGGAACUACCCAAAGGGUCCGGAGGGAGACGGUAUGGGUACAGGGUUUCAACAGAAUCCCCUGCCUCCUCAAUACACUGCUGUCAUCCCUUGAGAAUUGGGCCUCUGUGAAUACAUUGUUCUUUUUCUUGUUGAAAUUGUAUUCUUAUGUAGACCUAUGUUUCUGAUGCAAGCCAGGCAAUGGUUAGCAGCACCACAUCACUGAUCUGAAUAAUUUGACGGUUAAAUAUUGAUAGUGUAUAGUAAUGCAAUGUUUCAGUAUAAUUUUCAGGUUACUAUAUGGUUGAUUUUAUAACCUCAUGUUUUUGUCAUUUCUAUCUUUCUUUAAUUGAUAUAAUUUAAUCAUAAUUUCUUAUAUAAAAGUAUAGCUGAUUUAUCAACUAAAUUCAACCACUGCUAUAUGACAGAAUAUGAUGAUGCAUCAUUUUUAAUAACACACAAAUGCAUAUUUAACUUAAUGUCUUGAAACAAUAAAACUGACAGAAUUA